Messenger RNA from Anisakis simplex (herring worm), 432 nucleotides. The record is from the annotation of a GenBank genome assembly. Lineage: Eukaryota; Metazoa; Nematoda; Chromadorea; Rhabditida; Anisakidae.
AUGUUUAUUUUAUUGGUGGUGUUGUGGUUGAAGGGUGGUGAACAGACGAAGAUGGAAGAGAACGAAUUCUAUGCGAUUGAAACGUUCGGAAGUACUGGUAAAGGGUUUGUGCACGAUGAUAUGGAGUGUAGUCAUUACAUGAAGGAUUUCGAUAACAGUUCGGAGCACAUUCCACUCAGGUUGGCCCGAUCGAAGAAUCUUCUAAAUGUGAUCACCAAAAAUUUCGGUACACUGGCGUUUUGUCGUCGUUGGUUGGAUCGUUUGGGUGAGACGAAGUAUUUGAUGGCCUUGAAAGAUCUGUGUGAUAAAGGCAUUGUACAACCAUAUCCACCGUUGUGUGACGUUAAGGGUUGUUAUACGGCACAAUGGGAGCACACGAUCCUCUUAAGACCUACUUGUAAGGAAAUUGUGAGUAGAGGUGACGAUUACUGA